This is a messenger RNA of Ixodes scapularis (black-legged tick), 1146 nucleotides long. RefSeq lists its product as uncharacterized. NCBI's taxonomy places the organism in Eukaryota, Metazoa, Arthropoda, Arachnida, Ixodida, Ixodidae. The record is from RefSeq and is a predicted model, not a curated record. Gene Ontology annotation, cellular component: ribonucleoprotein complex. Gene Ontology annotation, biological process: retrotransposition. Gene Ontology annotation, molecular function: single-stranded RNA binding. The coding region runs from base 1 to 1146 and encodes 381 amino acids. The transcript has a single exon.
AUGUCGCAUGAAUGGUUUUUUCCUUGUACGCAGUUUUGGCUGCUGCUACUGCUGUCGCACCACAGUUCAUCGCCAACGGAGGACACGCGCGGACACAACCAACUGGGGACCAUCUGCCUACAGGACUACGCGGCAACUAAAGUGCUCGUCACCCAGAUUAAAGCAUCACCUCGUCACCGAGUGAUCAAUGACAAGGACUACAGUCACGUGUUUGAUCGGCAGAUCAAAAUCCUGGGAGGCAAUUCAACGUCGGCCUUCGGGGCUAUAAAGGCACAGCUGCACGGAUCAGCGAUCAGUGGGCAAGGCGAAAGCAAGCCUGACAUGUCGCAUAAAUGGUUUUUUCCUUGUACGCAGGUAUGUGGCAAAUUUGAUGAUUACUCGUACCGCUCAGAUGACCGUUGUUUAUUGCUGUUGCCUUGCCCAAGGCGCGUGAAACUGCUCCUUGUUGCCAUUGCUGACUGUCGCUGGAGAGCACUCGUGCUUUUAAGGGGAGGAGAUGUCGAAGAAAAUCCUGGCCCAGAUAGAGAUAUAAUGCGGGAAAUACUGGAAAGUCCGAAAGAGAUGGUGGCUAACAUAUCAACAUUGGUACAGGGUCAGAAAAGCUUUGAAAAACGAUUAGAGGCUUUUGAAGCGUCUACUUCCAAGAUAAAGGAUCUCAGUAGGGAGCUAAAUGACACACAAGGAAAACGAGUGCACUUAGAAGCGACCGUAGUAAAGCUCGAGUCAAAGAUCGAUGACUUGGAAAAUAGAAGUAGGAGAAAUAACUUGGUAAUCUACGGAGUAGAGGAGUAUAACGCAGAAACGGAGCAACAUUUGGUGGAAAAAGUGGUGGAAGGCUUCUUUAAAUCAAAAAUGGGCGUUGAAGUUAAAUCUCUCGAAAGAAUUCACCGUCUCGGAAGGGUGGCUAGGGAUAAACCGAGACCAGUAAUCUUGCGCUUUGGAUACUAUAAUGAAAGGCAAAAUAUUCUCAGAAAUGCUAGAAAAUUAAAAGGAACGCGCAUAUUUAUUAACGAGGACUUUUCGAAAAAUGUUAGAAUGAUAAGGAAAAAACUGUGGGACAGUGCGAAAGAAAACAGGGAGAGGAGAGAGAAGGUAUACUUACCGUAUGAUAGAUUGAAGAUUAAUGGAGUGACUUACACAUGGUAA